UCAAUUCUAAUCUUAAUCAUAUCACCAUUUGACUUCCAAGAAAUCAUGCAAUCGCUCCCCAUCUUCGUGAGAGUCACGAAGGGCAACCGCAAUGUGUGCAUAUAUAUAUAUAGAAGUGGAAAUGUCUCAUUUGAGAGGCUUGAGGUUAGAAAUUGAAGCUGCUGAGAGAAAGAAGGAAAGGCCCUCUAAUCAAGCAUUUUAGUGGCGGCGGUGGUGGUGGCAGCGGCAGCGAUGGCUUCUGAUUUGCUUCGUUCGUGGAGGCUGGGCCUCCUCUGCCUGCUGGUGGUCGUCGGGAGAUCCGCCAUGGCCGUGGCGGGCUCUUACAGCAGUUCGCCAGCAGGGUUUAAGCCGAGCGCUUGGUCCCUAGCCCAUGCCACCUUUUAUGGGGAUGAGACUGCCUCCGAGACAAUGGGGGGAGCUUGUGGAUAUGGAAACCUCUUCCAAAAUGGCUAUGGGACGGACACGGCCGCUUUGAGCUCUAAACUGUUCAACGAUGGCUACGCGUGUGGGCAGUGUUACCAGAUCAAGUGCGUCCAGUCGCCCUGGUGCUUCAAAGGGGUUGCGUUCACGACGGUGACGGCGACCAACCUCUGCCCGCCGAACUGGUCCCAGGACUCCAAUGCCGGUGGGUGGUGCAACCCCCCUCGAGCCCACUUCGACAUGUCCAAGCCCGCGUUCAUGAAGAUUGCUCAGUGGAAGGCCGGCAUCGUUCCCGUCAUGCAUAGGAGAGUCCCGUGCGUGGGGACCGGUGGGAUCCGGUUUCAAUUCCAAGGCAACGGGUACUGGCUCCUGGUGUACGUGAUGAACGUGGGAGGCGGUGGCGACAUCGCCGGCAUGUGGGUCAAGGGGAGCCGGACCGGGUGGAUCAACAUGAGCCACAACUGGGGCGCCUCGUACCAGGCCUUCGCCACGCUCGGCGGCCAGUCUCUCUCCUUCAAGCUCACCUCCUACACCACCAAGGAGACCCUCGUCGCCUACAACGUCGCCCCUCCCAACUGGAGCGUGGGCAUGACUUACAAGGCCAACGUUAACUUCCAUUGA
This is a messenger RNA of Syzygium oleosum, 1041 nucleotides long. Its product is annotated as expansin-A18-like. Gene Ontology annotation, biological process: plant-type cell wall organization. The record is from RefSeq and is a predicted model, not a curated record. Bases 232 to 1041 code for a protein of 269 amino acids. NCBI's taxonomy places the organism in Eukaryota, Viridiplantae, Streptophyta, Magnoliopsida, Myrtales, Myrtaceae. Gene Ontology annotation, cellular component: extracellular region. The transcript has 3 exons.